Molecule: messenger RNA, 345 nt
Organism: Dentiscutata heterogama
Lineage: Eukaryota; Fungi; Glomeromycota; Glomeromycetes; Diversisporales; Gigasporaceae
Source: the annotation of a GenBank genome assembly
AUGACAGAUAAUUUUCUUCAGGGUGUAGUCAAACAACUAGCACAUGAGUUAUUUCAUAACCAUACACAAAUUAGUGAUGAACAAACGAAAGAAAAACUUCGAGAUAUGUUGGAAAGUGAUAAUGAAUGGUUAUGGAGUAUCUUUGAAAUUAGUAGAAUUAAACCAUUUAGUGAAAAUGAUAUGAAAGCACAAAUGAAAAAUUGGAAAAAGGAUUCCAAGAAAGCUUACGAUGAUUUGUAUAACCCUAGUUAUCCAUCUAAUCCAAAUUCUGACACAUUUCUUUCUUUAAUUAUUAAAUAUGUCUUUGUCUCUGAGGAUGAACAAACUGAGGCUAAUGCUAUCUAG